Messenger RNA from Ilex paraguariensis (yerba mate), 1015 nucleotides. NCBI's taxonomy places the organism in Eukaryota, Viridiplantae, Streptophyta, Magnoliopsida, Aquifoliales, Aquifoliaceae. The record is from the annotation of a GenBank genome assembly.
GGUUGAAGCCCCCUAUUCUGUUUUGUUGUUUUUUUGGAGGAUGUCAAUGUUAUGCUUAUGGUGCAAAUAGUAUGAAAGAUGGGUCUUUCUUUUUCCGGGUGCCUUCGUUGUUGAAUUCAUUGAAAUAAUAGGCUGAGAAGUGAAGGCCAUUGAGUUGGGUGGAGGCAGAUUGACCUUACAGUGAGAUGGCAGGUGUGAUGACACAGAUGAUGGUAUUGAUGGUGAUGAUGAUGGUGAUCUCUGCAUUUGCGUCGGACACAAAUCCUGUAUUUGAUCCUUGUUCAGAUGCGAAGGUUCAGAGAUUGGAUGGUUUUACAUUUGGUCUUGCAUUUUCUUCGAGAGAAUCAUUCUUUUUCAAUCAAACUCAGCUUUCACCCUGUGAUCGGCGUCUCUCCCUUGGCGAUAAGGCUCAACUUACCAUCUUUAGGCCAAAGGUUGAUGAGAUUUCUCUCCUCACCAUCAAUAGCACUACCUUUGAUCCGAAUAUGUAUGGCGGGUAUAUGGUUGCAUUUGCUGGACGCCAAUAUGCAGCAAGAUCAUUGCCAACAUUAGUUGCAGACAAUUCUCACACCAUAAGAAGUUUUACUCUGGUGCUUGAAUUUCAAAAAGGCACUCUCCAAAACUUGUUCUGGAAAAAAUUUGGAUGCGCGUCGUGUUCUGAGGAGUCUUCUGUUUGCAUCAACCACACAGAUUGUGCGGUUCCAACUUCCAAGUGCAAAAGCAAUGGUGGAACUGUUGACUGCAACCUAGGAAUACAAUUGACUUUCUCAGGCACAGAUAAGAACGAUAAUGUCCUCAACUCAUGGUACGAAGUGGCAAAUCUUCGGCAAUACUCUCUCUUUGCCCUGUAUUCUAAUGUUCGUGGUUAUAUAACUGGACUGUAGAAGUAGUUUUUAUAUUCCUACACGACCUGUCACUGUACCACAGCCAUUUUGGAAAUCUUGCAUGAUGGUGAAAUUAUUGUAUUACACGAAAGAGCAGAUUACCCAAUAGGCCAGUGUUGAGGCAACAUUGG